Messenger RNA from Drosophila novamexicana, 444 nucleotides. It is a transcript of the gene Cpr65Ea, whose product is annotated as pupal cuticle protein Edg-78E. Lineage: Eukaryota; Metazoa; Arthropoda; Insecta; Diptera; Drosophilidae. The record is from RefSeq and is a predicted model, not a curated record. The transcript is spliced from 2 exons. Gene Ontology annotation, cellular component: chitin-based extracellular matrix. Gene Ontology annotation, molecular function: structural constituent of chitin-based larval cuticle. Bases 1 to 444 code for a protein of 147 amino acids.
AUGGACACAGAGUUCACAUUAAGACCUACAUCCAAAGCUAACACCAGCAACACCAUGUAUAGGCUUUUCCUGCUCGCUGCACUUUUGGCUUGCGUUGCCGCCGCUCCACGCCCAGGACCAGAUGCUCAGAUAACCAAAUUCAACACACAGGCUGAUACGGAUGGCAGCUACUCCUACGAGAUUGAAAAUAGCGAGAACACAGUCGUAUCGGAGCAAGGCCAGGGCGCAGUUUAUGCAAAGGGAUUUUAUAGAUAUGAUUCACCCGAAGGGAUUCCCGUUCAAUUAAGCUAUGUGGCCGAUGAAAAUGGAUUCCAGCCCCAAUCAGAUCUGUUGCCCACGCCACCACCCAUCCCGGAUUAUAUUCUGAGAUCCAUUGAAUUCAUUCGGCAGCAUCCCACGCCCGAGGAGGUGCUCGAUCGUGAGGUGCGCGCCCGUCAAAUUUAA